CGCCCAGGCCCAUCAACCACUCCCAGAUUCGCAAACCGUUAGAUUAUACCCAUCACUCACACCGUUAGCAGAAACAAAUCUCAGGAAAAGUGCCUCGGGUUCGUUGGCAUAGGCGUCGAACCGCAGAGAAAAUUCCGCGAAAUUUCUCAGAUUCUGCACUUUCUUCUUUGCUGAGGAUUUUCAACUUUCUGCUUUUCUAUCCGCUCGCGUUCCAUCGAAUCCGUGACAAUUACACCUCGUUAUCCUUUGUCUCUCUUUUUUUUAAAAGGAUUUGACGAGAGACGACGAAAUCCGACAGCAGUGAGAAUAAUGCAGACGAGGUACAUGGAGACAUCGAGCGGCGCUGCGAGAGGGAAACGCGGUUUAGAUUCAGGUUCCACCGAAGAAGAACAACCUGAAAAAAAGCGACCUGCUCUCGCUAGCGUUAUUGUUGAAGCCCUCAAGGUGGACAGUCUGCAGAAACUUUGUUCAUCGCUGGAGCCUAUUCUUCGUAGAGUUGUUAGCCAAGAAGUAGAGUGUGCUUUAGCAAAAUUAGUCCCUGCCAAGCUUAGCGGAAGGACUUCUCCCAAGAGCAUAGAAGGCCCUAAUGACAGCAGUCUACAGUUACAAUUCAGGAACAGGUUAUCCCUUCCCCUCUUUACUGGUGGGAAAGUGGACGGAGAGCAUGGCAGUGCCAUACACAUUGUUUUGAUUGAUACUAUAACAGGCCAUGUUGUUACAUCUGGUCCAGCUUCGUGUGUCAAACUAGAUGUUAUUGUACUUGAAGGAGAUUUCAAUAACGAGGAUGAUGAUAAUUGGAGUGAAGAAGAUUUUGAUAGUCAUGUAGUUAAAGAGCGGGAAGGAAAAAGACCUCUUCUGGCUGGUGAUCUGCAAGUGACACUGAAGGAGGGUCUAGGAACAUUGGGUGAUCUUACAUUUACAGACAACUCUAGUUGGAUAAGGAGUAGGAAGUUCAGGCUGGGACUCAAAGUUUCCUCAGAUUGUUAUGAGGGAAUGCGUAUUCGUGAAGCCAAAACAGAGGCUUUUACUGUUAAGGAUCAUCGUGGAGAAUUAUACAAGAAGCAUUACCCACCUGCCUUGAAUGAUGAGGUCUGGAGACUGGAGAAGAUUGGAAAGGAUGGUUCAUUUCACAAAAGGUUAAAUAAAGCAGGAGUAUAUACAGUUGAAGAUGUCGUACGACUUGUGGUCAGAGAUCCACAGAGACUGCGGAAUAUUCUCGGGAGUGGUAUGUCAAAUAAAAUGUGGGAUGUUCUUGUUGAGCAUGCAAAGACUUGUGUUCUCAGUGGAAAACUCUAUGUAUAUUAUCCCGAUGGUGCAAGGAAUGUUGGUGUUGUUUUCAAUAACAUCUAUGAGUUGAGUGGUCUAAUUACCAAUGAACAAUAUUACUCUGCUGAUUCUCUCUCCGACAGUCAAAAGGUUUAUGUGGACACACUGGUGAAGAAGGCAUAUGAGAAUUGGAUGCAUGUUAUUGAGUAUGAUGGCAAGUCUCUGCUAAAUGCCAAUCAGAAUAAGACUUUGGGCACCUCCCAACCUCUGGCUGCAGGGGGUUCUCAUGAUUAUUCAAUUUCAAACUCCCUUGAUCAGCAGACCUGCAUCCCAAGUCUACCAGUUCCUGUAACUACUGGGCAGCCUUCAAUGGAUCCAGCCAUAGCAGUCGGAGGUUAUCAUAAUGUCGCGACUACCAGAUCCUCAAUGCAACAACAGAAUGAUAAUCUUCAUUCUUCAAUUCAGUUUGAUAACACUGUACUCCCACUGCAAAACCAGUUACUGAAUGCUUCACACCAAUCUCAACUUCCUAGAAAUGAAACUGAGAUGACUCUUGGUUCACGACAACCAGCUACUCCUGGCUUUCAGAGUGUCGGCAUUUCAAAUCCUGGUUAUAGAGGAUUUGAGGACUACUUUCCAGAGGAGGAGAUUCGAACUAGAAGUCAUGAGAUGCUAGAAAAUGAAGAUAUGCAACAUUUGCUACGUAUAUUUAAUAUGGGAGGAGGGCAAUCUCAUGCUUCCUUCAAUACCCCAGAAGAUGCAUACCCUUACCCAUCAUCUACUUACAUGCCUGAGACCUCCAUGAGCUACCAGUUAGAUGAUGAACGAAACCGUUCCUCGGGAAAGGCUGUUGUGGGCUGGCUUAAGCUUAAGGCAGCUUUGAGAUGGGGCAUUUUUAUUCGGAAGAAGGCCGCUGAGAGACGAGCACAACUUGUUGAGUUGGAUGACCCAUAGAAUACGAACCACGACCAAUCUCACCUGUUGUGAUCUUGGGCCAUGACUUUUGUGUUAGAGCAUCAAAUACUACUUUUUGGUACUCAGAAUCAUAUUGAAGUUUUAUAGAGUUGAGUAAAUAUGAAAUUUGGAUUAAAUCAUUUGGUGCAGCCUUACCUUAAAGCUCCUAAUGUGCCUUUAUAAAACAGUAGUACAGCAACAUCUGCCUGUACAGGAAUACCACCCUGCAGCAACUCUUGCAUCCAUUUUAGUUGUGACGUUUUUUCCACUCUACAUUCUUGCCUGCAAGUUGUGAAGAAUUGACAGUUUACCACCAGGUUUAAACCCAAGUCUGCAGUGGCUUGAAAUUUCCAGGGUCGUUUCUUGGCAUUUAGCAGUAUGUACUGAAUUUUGUGUUGUAAGCUAGAUGGUUUUAUUUUCUCUGGUU
Molecule: messenger RNA, 2647 nt
Organism: Vigna unguiculata (cowpea)
Lineage: Eukaryota; Viridiplantae; Streptophyta; Magnoliopsida; Fabales; Fabaceae
Product: calmodulin-binding protein 60 D-like
Biological process (GO): regulation of salicylic acid biosynthetic process
Cellular component (GO): nucleus
Molecular function (GO): sequence-specific DNA binding; DNA-binding transcription factor activity; calmodulin binding
Source: RefSeq, a predicted model, not a curated record